UCGUACGACUGGAAAACAUCCUAUCUUCCUGCGCUGUUACGCGCGUUAGACCUUGUGAUAUGCACAGAUAAAUGCUGCAUGUGUCAGCCUACAAAUAUACCCUGCCACAAGAGAGCAGCUCAGGGUUCCUCAAUAGUCCCUUUGUCCAAGAUAACAACUAUCCUGCUCAGUUCCCUCUCCUGUAGUGAACCCUGCUUACUGCGCACAUCUGUAGCCUGAUGUCCCAUCUUUCAGUUGAGUGUGUUCAGUCUUCAUUCUGCCCCGUUGGGACACCUCUUGCUUCGUAUGUGUGGCUGUAGUACAUGUACAGUGUAUAGCCGUGGAGAUUGUCAUCAUCUGAGCGGAAGGCUGGUCAACGAGGAACACAAGAUGGGCUCGAGACCAAACCGAACGGGAAUAUCAUCCCUUGUUCCAUUAGUUUUGAUCGUGGCAUCUUGUGAAGCUACGGCGGUACCAACAGUGACGGAACCCAGCACGCGAUCAACGCCUGCAGAACACGAGGACACCAGUUCAGCGACGAUCUUCGUGUCAUCUCCACUCACAUCUGAUGUUAUCCCGGAAGGCCAGUGCGGUGAGACCCUGGAAUAUGCGUGUGGCAGUGUCAACGCAGCUCUAUUGUCGGCUGGCUUGCAACAUCGCACAUGGAUAUCUCGCAGCUCUUCGUUUACAUUCUCACUGGCGGGUCGUCCCGAACACGGCUGUGUUGUACCGAUAGGUCAAGUUGUCGAUGUGGAAAGGCAUCAUGCAGACCACAAUAUAACACUGCACGUUGAGUUCAGAGGCGACACCAGUCUCGGCUGCUCCCGUGUAGUAUUAGAGUACAGCGUUGUGUCGCACCUCUCAUUUCAAAUCACCGGGGGUACAUUCCGGCUGCUCGUAAGCUCGAUACUGUUUCGGCCAAAAUACUCGACAAAAUUCGACAUCAGCUCCUUCUCCGUGGUAGGUCUGAAGCUAUUCAAGGCAAGAGUCGCCUCUGUGUCCAUUGAUAACUGUACGUUCGAGUUAUCCCCUUCACGUCGAAUACUGUCGGUCAAUACGCGAAUCUCCCCGAAUGUCUCUUUGUCGGUCUCGAUUCUCAACACAUACGCCAAAGGCUACUUCAGCUCUGCCAACAGUUUUGUAAGCAACACAAUCGGAAUUGAAACCGAUGUUUCUGUUGUCGAUCAGACCUAUGUAGAGAUUCACAACUUCAAUGCUUCCGACCUGGUCAGUACGGAACCCAGUUUUAACGUGAUCAAAAUCGAAAUACCGAAUGUUCGUCGACUCCUGUUCAACAUGACGAACUGUUACUUUCUACGAAUAAACGCGGACACUGCCGUAUUUCUCGAACUUAAAGACGUAGGCGAGUUUAUCUCUCCCGAAAUGAAUCCCAAUUCAGUGAACGAAGUCGUCAUCGACAGCACGAUAUUCGAGAACUGCAGUGUACGUCUUGCUCCUCUAGCUCUGGACGGGAUCCAAAACACCUUGAUAGCAAACACCAGCUUUCUGAACACGCUCUGCACCUCCGUACCUGUGAGUGGAGGCAUUGCGUGGAAGUAUACUCGCCUAACCCGACAACCGUCCAAUGGCGGGUCAGCACCGAUACUCAGAGUGGAAAACAGCACGUUUACGGGUGCACUGAUAAGCAAUGCCAAUCCUCUCCCGAAUAUGGUAUUUUUCGGAUUUUCCCGCGGCAAAGCGUUCGCACUGGCUGUCCUGGAGAUGUCCUCAAGUCGCGGAGAUAACAGUGGGCAGCGCAUGGACUUUCUGGAUUGCCAGUUCGACAUGACAUCAUCCCAUAAACAUGUAGGGUCAGCUGAUUAUCCCCUGUUUCACACUAAGAACUCAACUGUUCGCUUCCUGGGCAACACAAUAAUCCGGACUGCCACUGACGCCCUUCGCAGCCCUUUCUCCACGGACAACGGUACCUUCAAAAUCAUUGGUCGCCUCAGCCUCAACAGCAGCCCUCGAUUUCUACGCAAACUGGAAGGCGGCAGCAUAUUCUUCAAACAGCUUGAUCAAUUCCAAUUCACAAAGAACGCACGGAAUUCCAUGAAUAGUACGUCAAUCCAAUUGAAACUAAGUGUGAGAGUGGCUGAUCAGUAUUAUGGGCCAACACAAUGCCGAACAGGGACGAAGGAAAGCACAAAAAGUACUACAACGGGUAGCAAGAGAACAAGGAUAUCCACGGAGAUGAGCCUGAACUGCUACUCGAAAGCUGAUCCGUCGCUCACAUUUGGCUAUGGGCAGGCUGAUGGACAUGAAAAGGGACAAUACGGCGACUGCCUGUGCAACGCGUAUCAACGUGCCUUUUCCGAAUCUGGCAUUGACACUGUAGGGUGCAACAAGAGCGUACGAGCUGCGCAAGUGUGCGGAAUUCGGAAUACUACGAUUCUAGUGACAUCGGAGUUGGACAAUGACCUCUCUCGUCUUAUCGUCAGCAAACCGUCGUGGCUCAUUUUCACUGGUGCCUCCAGCCAAUGCGUGAAACGCACUGCGAUGCACUGGCUGUUCUGGAAGACAUCCUGUACCACUUCAGCAUAUCAUUCCGGUGCGAACAGACAAAUCAUCAGAUCGUUCUUGAACAUUUCGGACGUGGCGCUGCGCCUGCUUGUGGAGACGAUUCGUGCUGAGCGUGGGUCCAUGACCAACAUGGUGCUGGGUGGGCAUCUACUCCUCUGGCCCUGGUCGCAUUCUAUUGGUCGUGCCUGGGACAGUACAUAUCAUGCAGAGCAUACGCAACCAACCGGAGACAAGCGCAUUCGUCUAGCAGAUGUGACGCUUCUGGUCGCGCCUGGAGAGAGCCUCUCCAUACAUUUGACAGCAUUGGACGACGUCCUAAGCCGAGUGACUACCACACUGGUUGUAACAGUCGUGUCCAAUCACAGCCGGCUUCUCCGCUUCGGCAUCGGUUCUACGUAUGAGCUGAUUGAGGAUUUCCACUUCACAACUAAUGCAGCCAUCAGUGGUAUCGCCCUGGGUGGAGCAGUUGGAUCGGUUGGCUACUUGCAAUUCACCAUGGUUGACGAGCCAAGUACUCGCAGCUCCACAGGGGCGAAAUUCUCCCUGCGACUUCCAUUCCGCCUGCGCAAUUGUCACCAUGGAUACCUGGGACCAGUGACGAUAAAGGGUGACAAAAUAUCAACGUUCGUGUGCGGAUGUGGGCAAGAAAGAUACACGGGAAUAUCGCGCUGCGCUGCAGGGAGGCACACGUAUUUCAAGAAAGGCGUUUGGGCUGGCAAAAUUGCCUCUCCAGUAGCUGCAACAAACGAAGAUUUUCACAACGUAGAACCGAUUUCUUUACCUCUUGUAUCUGGCAAUGACUCGUUCGAGGCCUCAACUUUCUACGGGGAGAGCAUCAUCUAUCCGUUUUCAUCAAUGGCAUGCCAAAACGGACUGUGCAGUGACCGAGAAUGGCUGUAUGGCGUGAAUAGUCCGUGCAAGUUUCACGGCACUGGUCCACUGUGUGGAGGCUGCCUUAAUGGAACCUCAUUGACAAUAGCAGAAUCGGGCUGUGUGGAUUGCAAGAAUCGAGGAGUACUCAAUGUCUACCUUCACAUAUUUCUCACCAUGCUACUCACGCUGCUGCUCUUUCUCGUCAUGUUCUACUUCAACUUUGGCCUCUCACCGCUGCUGGAGAGCUGGCUCUUCUUUAUUCAGACGUCAUGGUAUGUUUUCCCGAAGAGUAACCCUAGAGUAUACGGCAUCUUCUACUCCAUACUGACGUUUGGCCUGGGUAAUCUGUGCCCGUCUACGCGGCUCGACCGAAUGCAGAUUAGUGCUAUUCUGCUCGUGCAGCCAAUGACGCUUCUCCUCAUCUUCGUGUCUCUGAGAGUUGCGCGCUCCUACAAUCGCCUGGGCACGCUGAUAGCUCGCCGUACACAACAUACAUAUUUAGUGCGAGUUAUGUACUUCGCAUUCGUGUAUAGUUAUUUCCUUCUGUGUUUCACUGCAAUCAACAUGCUCUGGUGUGAUAAACUCAAUGGCCAUCUUGUGUUGGUCAUGGACGGAUCGAUUAGAUGUUUUCAGGGCGAUCAUAUCGGCUAUGCUGUGGCCGCAAUUCUCAUCUUGACCGUCCUCGUACUGUUGCCGCCGUUCAUCCUCGUGUUGCCCCAAGCACAGGGUAAUGUGUAUCUGAAGGGCUUCAUCGACGAGGCGUCGCGCAUAUACGGCGACCGGUACCGGCGAUGGGCCGCCGUCGGUCUCCUGCGCCGCUUGGCCAUCGCGCUGGCAGGGUCUCUCCUAGGCGGGGAUGGCGUCGUUCGUCUGCUUGUCAUGGCGCUAGUUCUGCUGAUACUGCUUGUGAGCUAUCACCAAGCGAGGCCGUUCGGUGACGGGACAUUUGCCCGCUUAUCGUAUAACGGCUGGGAAUUACUGCUCCUGCUUCUAGCCUUCUGCAACAGCAUCCUGUACGUCGUAGCAGGUUUGUCAGCAGUGUAUGAAGCAGCGAUUGAAGUGGCUACUCUUUGCCUGUUUUACUUGCCAACGCUCGUGUUGCUCUUGGCAUGUGCGCACCGUCAGUGUUGGUCACCGCAGGGAGGUUUCGGCCGCAUCGAACACAUCUCCCUUCGCAAGUGGUGGAUGAGGAGAGCAGCGACAUCUGCGGAACUGCAGGAGAGCGGACGUUCACCUCCACCCCUGAAUGCUGCUGCGUACGAUAACCUGAUGGAGGAAAUCAGGGAGCCGCUUAUCGCCGACCAGAUCAUGCUGGAUCAGAAAAACAAGAAGUGAAACAAGAGCUCUUUGUCUCCUACGCGUUUCUGUAAUACAAUGCAUGCAUGUCCACCAACACAGAUUGUUUACAGCACACAUGGUCCUUUUUGGUGCUGUAACUACGAACUGUCCCAAAACCUGUUUCUUGUCUAUUCCUGUUUUUUGAGAGCAGUAUGAUGAUUCAAGGUUUGGUUCUUGUUCGACGUGUUAAUACUUGCAAGGUAUUUUACGUUCUAGAAGCCGUGUAUGUUCCUCUCCGUAAUCCGGAUCUAUAUCAAGUGAAGGAAAAUGUCACACCACUCACUAUUCCUGUAAACUACAUGUACGGCUCACUCUUAGGGCGCGUUCAGACUGCCGUGAAUGAGGUUAAACCGUGAUUGGCGAUAAACCGUGAAGGACAUUAGAACUACCCAUAAACUACCGUAACGUUACCGUUACGUAAGUUUUGAAGCUCUCACCGCGGCACUGAGAAGGGAUUUUCAAUAUGUAUUCAGCACAUACGAUUGUAUAUGAAACCCACCAUCUACAUGUAUCUCUUUUUCACAUCUAGACCGCUAGCGCUAUCGUUCACAUCCAGUAGUUAUUGCCGUUGUUUUUGGCACAUUAAACACCUCUUGCCCGAACGUAUAAAUCCUUAGGUUGUUUCCCCUUUCCAUUUAUUCACGCUAUUCAACUGAUGAUUGUGACGAGAAAACGUUCUGAACACAGAA
This is a messenger RNA of Sycon ciliatum, 5402 nucleotides long. RefSeq lists its product as uncharacterized. Bases 286 to 4710 code for a protein of 1474 amino acids. The transcript is spliced from 11 exons. The record is from RefSeq and is a predicted model, not a curated record. Lineage: Eukaryota; Metazoa; Porifera; Calcarea; Leucosolenida; Sycettidae.